CUCGUCGAAGUAACUUGACAAUUGAUUAAAAUGAAGUGUAUUGUUUUAUUUUUCCUUAUCGUGGUUGCCGCUAUCAGCACAGAAGCGGUUACCUUCACGAAAUGCCAAUUAGUUCACGAAUUAAGAAAUCAUGGAUUCCCAGAGAACAAACUGAGAGACUGGGUGUGCUUGAUCCAAAAUGAGAGUGGUGGCACCACAAGUAAGGUGGGGAGAGUAAACAAGAACGGAUCCAGGGACUACGGUCUGUUCCAGAUCAACGAUAAAUACUGGUGCAGCAACACCAGCACUCCGGGCAAGGAUUGUAACGUCACCUGCGCACAGGUACUCACAGAUGACAUCUCGAAGGCGUCUGCCUGCGCUAAGAAGAUUUACAAACGUCACGGCUUCAAUGCCUGGUACGGCUGGAGGAAUCACUGCCAGGGAUCACUGCCUGACAUUAGCUCAUGUUAAUUAAAACGAAAAUAAAUAUCACCUUAAUAAACCAUACCAACCAUGAAUAUACUAUG
Messenger RNA from Leptidea sinapis, 506 nucleotides. RefSeq names its product lysozyme-like (gene Lzm). The record is from RefSeq and is a predicted model, not a curated record. NCBI's taxonomy places the organism in Eukaryota, Metazoa, Arthropoda, Insecta, Lepidoptera, Pieridae. The transcript has 3 exons. Gene Ontology annotation, molecular function: lysozyme activity. Bases 31 to 450 code for a protein of 139 amino acids.